Molecule: messenger RNA, 3748 nt
Organism: Astyanax mexicanus (Mexican tetra)
Lineage: Eukaryota; Metazoa; Chordata; Actinopteri; Characiformes; Acestrorhamphidae
Gene: c6.2
Product: complement component 6
Exons: 19
Coding region: 272-3097 (941 amino acids)
Biological process (GO): immune response
Cellular component (GO): membrane attack complex
Molecular function (GO): protein binding
Source: RefSeq, a predicted model, not a curated record
AAACAUGAGGAGAAGUUCCAGCUGCUGGAUUUACUGGAAGCUGUAAGACAGAGCUGAUGGAUGAGGGGAAGAGAGAUAAGGAUGCUGUUCCCAUAAAACGAGUGCACGCUCCAAUCACGUUCACUUCUGGAUGAGGUUCUGCCUGGAGGGAUGCUGGAGAAAAGACCAGAGAGUAAUAAUACUGGGUGUAUCUAGACCUUGUAUCUGGGUUUGCUGAGCUCACUGGAGGAAUUGUGUUGUGAUCUGCACAGAUUGCGAGUACUGCCUCUCUAUGGAUCACUCCAGCUUCUGUCCCAUUUUGCUCUUCAUCUUGGCUUUAGUCUCAGUCACUUCAGGCUGCUUUUGUGAUCAUUACCCAUGGAGCUCAUGGACUUUCUGCACCAAAACUUGUGGUCAGGGGUCCCAACAACGUUCAAGGAAUGUGCGAUAUGACGAUCACUGGAAAAAAAAUAACUGUGCGACUCUGUGUAAGACACACGAGAGCAGGAUGUGCGCUGUUGAGGAAUGUCCAAUAAACUGCCAGCUAACGGACUUCGGGCCGUGGUCCGAGUGCUCACCGUGUGCCAAAAAAAUGUUCAGGGUCAGGUCAGUCCUGACGCCGGCUCAGUUCGGGGGGCAGGACUGCACCCAGUCUCUGAUGGAGGACCGGCCGUGCCACCCAGCCAAGAAAUGCCAGAUUGAAGCAGUUAACUGCAAGGACAAGUUCACCUGUGACAACGGCAGGUGUAUUAAAGCUGUUCUUGAGUGCAAUGGUCAGAACGACUGCUUGGAUAACUCUGACGAGAAGAACUGUGGUAAUAUUAAGCGAGUGUGUGCGACGGACAGACAGUAUGCUGGACUUCCUGGAGCUGAUCUGAUUGGAAACGGAUUUGAUGCGGCUGCAGAGCAGAUGAGGGGCGCAGUUCUGGACAAUUCCUUCAUGGGGGACGAAUGCAAUCUAAACCGCAGCAAAUCAAACAGGAGGAUAUUCUUCAGAAGACCAGCCAACAUCGAGAACUAUGAGAUCAACGUGGAGGUAAUUGAGGAUAUUAAAGAAAACCCCCCAGUGAAAACUGAACAGAUCUCUCUGGGCUCAACAAGCUCGAGUCAUGGAUACAACCAGCAACAAGGUUACGACGUUUCUGUGCCCAUCUUUUACCGGAAUUUACAGCAGUCUCACGGUUCCGGAUCCUUCAGCGAACAGAUCAAAUCAUUUCAAAAAAAGGAUUCUCGAUAUUUCAGGGCACACCAGGUUAUAGCCACAGCAACGUUCAGAACCAAAUCCUCUGACCUGUAUUUAUCAGCUCCGUUCCUGGAGUUCCUCAACAGUCUUCCUCUGGAGUAUAACUACCCCCUCUACAGGCAGAUCUUUCAGCUGUUUGGGACGCAUUAUUUCGCCUCUGGGACUCUGGGAGGACAGUAUGAUCUGCUUUAUCAGUAUGACCAUGAAACGCUCACCACUCAGGGUGUGACAGAAGAGGAGGCCAGAAACUGCAUAAAAGAAGAGUUUUCCCUCUUCGUCUUCGUUUACGCUACAUCCUCAAAUAGCAACAGAUGUGGAACCAACAAAAAGACCACCUCAUACCAGGGAUCGUUUGUGCAGACGUCUGAGAAAUCUCUCUCCACUGUAAAGGGAGGAAGAUCAGAAUAUGCUGCAGCUCUGGCCUGGGAGAAGAGUGGAGCUCCUCCAGACAGCACUGUGUACAAAGACUGGAUCAAAUCUACUAUAGACAACCCAACUGUCAUAAAUUACCAGCUGUCUCCUCUGGUGGAUCUGGUGCGAGGUUUUCCCUGCGCUGUGACGAAGAGGCGGCACAUGGCGAGGGCUCUGGCUGAGUAUCAGGCGUCCUUCGACUCCUGUAAAUGCGCCCCGUGUCCAAAUAACGGCCGGCCUGUACUGUCCGGGACGGAGUGCUUGUGUCUCUGUCAGACUGGAACUUACGGGUCCAACUGUGAGAAACGAGCCAAGGACUACACCUCAGAGGCAGUGGAUGGGCGCUGGAACUGCUGGAGCUCAUGGACUGACUGUGACUCUUCUUUAAAGAGAUACCGAACUCGAUCCUGCAGCAACCCUGCUCCUCAGAGAGGAGGCAAAUCCUGCGAGGGAGAGAACCGUCAGCAGGAGGAAUGCACCAUCUCUAUAUUCCAAGAGCAGAAUGUGUGCAUUAACGAUGAUGACUUCGUAACCGAGGGCGACAGUGAGAGUGAAUUGCCUCCAGGAGCGUCAGGCUGUCCCAAACCAAAGCCUCCGGCUAACAGCUACCUGAGAAUUAAUCAGAGGCAGUAUGAUUAUGGAGCUCAUGAGGAGUUUGUGUGCUUCACUGGAUUCCAGAUGGAGGGCUAUCAGCUCAUCCGCUGUCUGCAGGGCGGCACUUGGCAGGAGCCUAAGGGACGCUGCAUAAAAAAGACAUGUUCCAGACCUACAGUUCCAGAGGAUAUAAACAUAACCCCAGACAAAAAGGAGCACAGCGUCGGACACGAUAUCACGCUGAGAUGCGCAGACACUCGCAAGAAGCUGCAGGGACCUCGCAACUACGUCUGCACCAGUGCACUCACCUGGGACCCACCUAUCCCUCCCAACAUCAACUGCAAUGCUGAUGUGCAGCUCUUUGUACAAGACAGCAGAUGUGAUAAAGGACAGCAGCAUGAUGGCUCCAAAUGUGUCUGUAUUCCUCGAGAGGACUGCAGGAAAUAUAAUGAAGAUUUCUGCGUUUUCGACCCAGCAACUGGCAGCAUGAGGAUGAUGUCCUUCUGUGCUUUUCACGCUGGGCGCUGCCAUGGAGAUAAGCUGUACUUCAUGAACGAUGGGCCGUGUGAGACGAGCGAGGCCAGACUGGACUACGCCAAGUUCAGAGCCAGCAUGUCCGAAAUAAGCUCAGUGCGCGUGCCCUGCGGCUCAGACACCUGUUACGAGUGGGAGGUCUGCCAUCAAAGGACAGAAGGUUCUUCAUGUGGAUGUAUUACAGCCAGAGACUGCCCGAUCAAAGAGAACACCUACUGUCUGAAUCUUCAUUUGCUGCGGCGCACGAAGAAAAUGAGUUUGUGUGGUAUGGGUGCUCUGAAGUGCGGCGGAUUUAAGUUUGAAAUUCUGAAUGAAAGUGAAUGUGAAAGCUCUUAAUUCUGUUCAUAUUCUAAAAUCAGAAUAAUCUGUUUAAUCUAAAACAUGUAGUACCUCCUCCAGAUACUCUGUACUGUAUGCAUAACUCUGUAUUACUAUAUAUUGCAUAUAUUGCAUAGUUUUCAGUUUGUUUGAUCUUUAAAUUACCUUAAAUUACAUAUAUAUGUGUGAAAUGUGUUUGUGGCGUACGAUUAUUUGGUCUAUUAAAGUAUGAUUUGGACAAAGUCUUAGUGACUAAAAUGGUACUGAUUAUAGUACUGAUAGUAUUGUAUUAUUGAUGUUCAGUAAUGAUUUAAAACAAUAUAUAUGGCAUAUUCCCCCAAAUCGGUGCCAUUUCUGUCCCCAGGAAGUUUAAAUUAGUUUAAAAUACAUUUUAUUAUUAGGCAUAGUUUCUCGUACAUUGACCUAAUUGCAAAAGUAAGAUUAUGUCAUUUUAAAAAAAAUAAUAAAAACUACAAAGAUUGUUACCUGUCAAAAAUGAAUGCCAGUAACAGGAUUGAGUUCCAGUAACAGGGCUGAGUAUUGUCCCCUGGUUUAUUGAUUCAUUAACGUGAAUAUUAGUUCAUGUAAACCACGUUUUCCAGUUCUAUUUGGUUCAUUAUUUAUACAUUUGUGUAUUAAAUUACAUGAUAAUAAAUUUUAUCAAUUUCA